Messenger RNA from Chenopodium quinoa (quinoa), 1032 nucleotides. RefSeq lists its product as uncharacterized. Lineage: Eukaryota; Viridiplantae; Streptophyta; Magnoliopsida; Caryophyllales; Amaranthaceae. Bases 148 to 666 code for a protein of 172 amino acids. Gene Ontology annotation, molecular function: zinc ion binding; nucleic acid binding. The transcript is spliced from 2 exons. The record is from RefSeq and is a predicted model, not a curated record.
AACAAAUGUGAUUGUAUAUGGAAUGGUGAGGACUCUCAAACAGGAUUUGAAGUAAUCCACAGAGGAGUUGGGCAUGCUGUUGACCUUGAAAAAAGAACAUGUACUUGUAGAUCUUGGGAUUUAACUGGCAUUCCAUGUGCUUAUGCCAUGAGUGCAAUAUUAUAUAUGAGACACAAACCCGAAGACUACUUAGCACAUUGGUAUAAUGCUGCAACUUAUGAGAAAACAUAUGAUAAUUUGUUGCAACCAGUUCCAGGGAGUACAUUUUGGAAUCAAGAAGGAGAAGGGUUAGUGUUGCCCCCCGACAUUAUUAACAAAGGCCCUGGAAAAAAGAAAACUACAAGAAGAAAAGAUGCUGAUGAGCCAAGUAAGGGAAAGGUUAAAUACAACAGAUCGAGGAUGCCUAACAAGUGCUCAAAUUGUAGACAACCGGGACAUUACAAAAAUAAAUGUCCACAUCCUUCCCAAUCUCAGAAGGAAAAUACUUCAAGUGCAGGUGCUAAAACAUGCGCUAGAGGAAGGAAAAAAGGAGGAAAUAACAGAAUAGGAAGAAGCAUACCAAAUCUGAUUCAAAACAAUGUUCUAACCCCAUUAGACUAUGUCAACCAAACUAAAAAAAGACAAGGAAGAGCAAGAGCAGGUGAUGCGUCAACCUCAACGCCAUGAAUGGAAUCAAGAGCAGCAACCGGAGGGAAAGGGAGGAAGGGAAGAGGAGGAACGGUUGGGAUUGGUAUUUUGUAUGGAGAUAGGGGCCAAGUUUCCUUCAGUGACUCUGAAUAUACACCACCAAGGGAGGAAGUCAAGCCUAGAUUCCAUCUCAACCAACUCAAUAGCAAGCUGAGGAGGGUGUUUAAUUUAUUAGGGUAAUAGUGUAGUUGGUGUUUUGCUAUUUUGAAAUACUGGCAAGUCAUUUUUUUGGAAGAUGUCAUUAUUGUAAUUGGUUGUGCUGUCUGUUUGGCAUACUUGUUGCAUGUGGUCUUAUUUUUGAAGAACUUAAAAAUUCUUGCUUUUCAACUUAAUGACAAAGCUUUA